Cylindrotheca closterium is the source of this 1026-nucleotide messenger RNA. The record is from the annotation of a GenBank genome assembly. Lineage: Eukaryota; Bacillariophyta; Bacillariophyceae; Bacillariales; Bacillariaceae.
AUGACAAACACUGCUCGGAUGACAGAAACGAUGCGUGGCAAUCUAUGGGCAGAAACAGCAGAUACAGCAACAAAAUUGGACACAGCACUUGUCUAUCAACGUGGUGAACAAAAGUCACAUCAAAAAUUCUGGAAACGAGAAGCUAGAUUUGCAAGACAUUUGAGAACGUUUAGUGAAAUGGCAGUGAUCAAGGUACACACAAAGAUCAAGGGUAAACUGAAAGACCGUGGAAGAACAGUUAUGUUUGUUGGAUACGCAGAUAACUCCAGCGGAGACACUUACAAAUUCUAUGAUCCAAAGACAAAGCGAAUCAGUUCAAGUCGAGAUGUGUCAUGGUUGAACAAGAGCUACGGAGAUUGGAAGGGAAUCAAGAAAACCAACACACUACGAUUGACACAGGAAAUUCUAUUGGAAACGGUCCAUGACAAUGAUAUUACACAAGCACCAACAACUCACACCAAUGACGCAAACAUAACAACGCCAGAACCGGGACCGAUUCCAACAGCUGCAGCACCAGCAGAGACGGCAACAAUACCAGCAGUACAAUUGGACUCGGGAGCAAAUCCACAACGAGUUACACGAUUUGGGCCAACGCAACAACCGGCGACUACAGCACCAAUUCCCAGAUGGCAGCAAGAUUUACGAACAUGGGACACGGACCGACAUGGGACCCAACCAAUACUUCGUACUCGGACCCAAACGAGAUUGGCAACUGCAAAUUCCAAAUCAGGAAGGGAGACAGCAACUCGUGUUCGAACAACAGAAGUGCCAACGGAAGAAGAAGAAGAAAUCGACUUCACAGGGGAUCAAAGUGGACCACUAUUCAAUGAAAACGAUGUUGCAAACAUGAUGAUGAAUCCGGAUUUACAGUGGCCAGAUCUAGCGCUACAAGUGACAGAAGAAAUGAUGGAAAAUAUUGUGGAAAACGAAGAAGCGGAAGACACCAACUACAAAGAACCAAAGAACUUCCAAGAAGCAUGGAACCAUCCAGACAAAUAUCGAUCGAUCAAUCGAUUGAUGGAUUGA